AAAACCCUAACAAGUGACCUCAAAUUUUUCCUCAAGUUAUUCUCCGUCGUUCUUUCACUUCUCUUUGGUAUCGUGAGGUGUAUUCCAAAUGGCAAAGAGAUUGAUUCCACUGUUCAAUCGUGUUUUGGUGGAGAAAAUCGUGCCUCCAUCAAAGACCAAUGCUGGCAUUUUGUUACCGGAGAAAUCCUCCAAGCUGAAUUCCGGGAAAGUUAUUGCUGUUGGGCCUGGCAUUCACAGUAAGGAUGGGAAGCUAAUUCCAGUGGCUGUAAAUGAAGGUGACACUGUUCUUUUGCCUGAGUAUGGGGGAACUGAGGUGAAGCUUGACAACAAAGAGUAUCAUCUUUAUAGAGACGACGAUAUUCUCGGGACACUGCACGAUUGAUGUUAAACUCAUUAGCAGACUGAUGUUAAACUUGUUGGCAGAUGUUGCUGUAGUAAAAUUUAUAUGCCUGGUGUUCUAUUACGUUUGGAUUAAACAAUUUCUUUCUGUCUAAGUUUUAUUAGAAAUUGUGGAGCCAAGCACAUUUAAUUUUCUUGACCGACAUCGAAUCAAUAGCGUUAUUUUCUGCUAUAACAUGAAAACUACUUUGUUGCUCAUAAAAUGUAUUGUCUUACAUUUUUCA
This is a messenger RNA of Vigna radiata var. radiata (mung bean), 623 nucleotides long. RefSeq names its product 10 kDa chaperonin, mitochondrial. Bases 89 to 382 code for a protein of 97 amino acids. Gene Ontology annotation, molecular function: protein-folding chaperone binding; metal ion binding; ATP binding. The record is from RefSeq and is a predicted model, not a curated record. Lineage: Eukaryota; Viridiplantae; Streptophyta; Magnoliopsida; Fabales; Fabaceae. Gene Ontology annotation, cellular component: mitochondrial matrix. The transcript is spliced from 3 exons.